Messenger RNA from Chinchilla lanigera (long-tailed chinchilla), 933 nucleotides. It is a transcript of the gene Slc35e3, whose product is annotated as solute carrier family 35, member E3. Gene Ontology annotation, molecular function: nucleotide-sugar transmembrane transporter activity; antiporter activity. The record is from RefSeq and is a predicted model, not a curated record. Gene Ontology annotation, cellular component: Golgi apparatus. NCBI's taxonomy places the organism in Eukaryota, Metazoa, Chordata, Mammalia, Rodentia, Chinchillidae.
AUCCCUAUAACUUUAGGAGUAAUCCUAAAUUCUUACUACGACGUGAAGUUCAAUUUCCUUGGAAUGGUGUUUGCUGCUCUCGGUGUAUUAGUUACGUCCCUCUAUCAAGUGUGGGUAGGUGCCAAGCAGCAUGAGCUGCAAGUAAACUCAAUGCAGUUGCUGUACUACCAGGCUCCAAUGUCGUCUGCCAUGCUGCUGGUCGUUGUGCCCUUCUUUGAGCCAGUCUUUGGAGAGGGAGGAAUAUUUGGUCCCUGGUCAGUUUCUGCUGUGCUUACGGUGCUGCUGUCUGGAAUAAUUGCUUUCAUGGUGAACUUAUCAAUUUACUGGAUCAUUGGGAACACUUCACCGGUCACCUACAACAUGUUUGGACACUUCAAGUUCUGCAUCACCUUGUGCGGAGGGUACGUGCUGUUCCAGGACCCGCUGUCCGUGAACCAAGGCCUGGGCAUCGCGUGCACGCUCUUCGGCAUUCUCGCCUACACGCACUGCAAACUCCGCGAACAGGAGGGAAACAAGAGCCGGCUUGCGCAGCGACCGUGAGUUCUUGUGGAGAGAAGAAAGCGGCCCGAAGGAAAAGCGUUGCCUUCAAUGGUGAAAAAAGUUGUCGCUCAGAAUGUUUCGAGUGGUUUAUAAGAAGUAACACAAAUAUUACUCACAAAUACCACUUCUUCUUAAUGGUGACAAAGUUUACUUGAAGAAGUGAAGGUGAAGAGUGAGGCAGAAACUGGCCCUGCAGCGUGGGCGUGGGCGAGUAACGGAGGACGCAAGGAGAAGGUGCGCCCCGGAGGGCUCAGGGCGGGCGUGGUGAGGUCGUGACAGCCACACGUGACAGCCACACGCGCAACUUCGCUACUGCCUUUCUUUUUUGGAGACGGGGUCUCACUGUGCAGUUCAGGCUGGCCUUGAGCUCACUUUGUAGCCCGGGCUGGUCUC